UGCAUAAGUUCUCUAGUGGGGAGAUGAUAUAAAAAGCCACCAGAGCACUCCACAAGGCACAGACUUUCAGAGACAGCAGAGCACACAAGCUUCUAGGACAAGAGCCAGGAACAAACCACCGGAAGGAACCAUCUCACUGUGUGUAAACAUGACUUCCAAGCUGGUGGUGGCUCUCUUGGCAGCCUUCCUGCUUUCUGCAGCUCUGUGUGAAGGUGCAGUUUUGUCAAGGAGUGGUAGAGAACUUAGGUGUCAGUGCAUAAAGACGUACUCCAAACCUUUCCACCCCAAAUUUAUCAAAGAACUGAGAAUGAUUGAGAGUGGACCACACUGCGCCAAUACAGAAAUUAUUGUAAAACUUUCCGAUGGAAGAGAGCUCUGUCUGGACCCCAAGGAACAAUGGGUGCAGAGGGUUGUGGACAAGUUUGUGAAGAGGGCUGAGAAUCAAAAUUCAUAAAAAACAAUACAUUCUCCAUGGUAUCCAAGAAUUCCUCAGUGAAGAUGCCAAUGAAACUUCAAGCAAAUCUACUUCAACACUUCAUGUAUUGUGUGGGUCUGUUGUAGGGUUGCCAGAUGAAAUACAAGAUGCCUGGUUAAAUUUGAAUUUCAGUAAACAAUGAAUAGUUUACAUUGUAUCAUGCAAUAUCCGGAACAUACUAAUAUGUAAAAUAAUAUUUAUUUGAAUCUACAGCAAACAACAAAUAAUUUUUAAAUAUAAGAAUUUUCCUAGAUAUUGCAUGGGAGAAUAUACAAAUAGCAAAAUUGAGGUCAAGGGCCAACAGAAUAUCUAAACUUUAAUUUCAGGAAUUGAAUGGGUUUGCUAGAAUGUGAUAUUUGAAGCAUCACAUGCAGAUGAUGGGACAAUAAAUUUUGCCACAAAGUCAAAUUUAGCUGGAAAUCCUGGAUUUUUUCUGUUAAAUCUGGCAACUGUAGUCUGCUAGCCAGGAUCCACAAGUCCUUGUUCUAAUGUGCCUUAGUUUCUCCUUUAUUUCUAAGUGGAAAAAGUAUUAGCCACCAUCUUACCUCACAGGGAUGUUGUGAGGACAUGUGGAAGCACUUUAAGUUUUUUCAUCAUAAUAUAAAUUAUUUUCAAGUGUAAUUUAUUUACCUAUUUAUUAUUUAUGUAUUUAUUUAAGCAUCAAAUAUUUGUGCAAGAAUUUGGAAAAAUAGAAGAUGAAGAAUCAUUGAUUGAAUGGUUAUAAAGAUGUUAUAGUAAAUUUAUUUUAUUUUAGAUAUUAAAUGACAUUUUAUUAGAUAAAUUUUGAUCAGAAUUUUCAGAUUAAACAAACAAUUGGACAUCCAGUUAAAUUUUCAUUUCAGAUAAACAACAAAUAAUUUUUUAGUAUAAGUACAUUAUUAUUUAUCUGAAAUUUUAAUUGAACUAACAAUCCGAGUUUGAUACUCCCGGUCUUGUCAUUGCCUUGUAUGUUAUGCAGUGCUGUGUUGAAUUAUGGAAUAAUGAGUCAGAACUAUUAAAACAGCCAAAAUUCCACAGUCAAUAUUAGUAAUUUCUUGCUGGUUGAAACUUAUUAUGUACAAAUAGAUUCUUAUAAUAUUAUUUAAAUGAUUGUACUUUUUAAUACAAGGUUUUUUAUUUUUAACUUUAAGAUGUUUUUUGUGUUCCCCAAAUUUUUUCUACUGUUUCUGAUUGUAUGGAAAUAUAAAUGUAAAUAUGAAACAUUUAAAAUAUAAUUUGUUGUCAAAGUAA
This is a messenger RNA of Piliocolobus tephrosceles (Ugandan red Colobus), 1705 nucleotides long. It is a transcript of the gene CXCL8, whose product is annotated as C-X-C motif chemokine ligand 8. Gene Ontology annotation, cellular component: extracellular region. Gene Ontology annotation, biological process: chemotaxis; immune response; defense response. Bases 149 to 454 code for a protein of 101 amino acids. Lineage: Eukaryota; Metazoa; Chordata; Mammalia; Primates; Cercopithecidae. The record is from RefSeq and is a predicted model, not a curated record. Gene Ontology annotation, molecular function: chemokine activity. The transcript has 4 exons.